AUAAAUUGUGUGAGGUGCACGCGGCCGUUGACCAAUGUCCGCGCAGCAGCGAGUCAUGUGAUCCGGUCAAACAAGGUCACCUGGUCAUAACAAGGUUGCCAGAUCGGUGUAUAUCCAAAAUUAAUCCCACUGUUUGAAAGCGAGCUUCUUUGACUAUAAACGAUUCUAAAACCUUAAAAGAAAAUGGAGUCGAGCGAAAAGUCAACUAAUGAUGCAUUUUAAAUAAUUACUAUUAAAAGAAGAGGAUUUAAAAGAAUGCAAGUUGAAGACGAUCCCGAUCAAUUUGGCAACUCAGUAAGCGAGGCAAAUUCAAAGUGCUUGUAACCUCACGGUGCUCCGUGCACGGUGCUCCUCUCCGCUAUGCCGUCCCCGAUCCCGGUCACACGCCUUCUCCCGAGAGACUUCGGUCUCGAGCUGGGCGUCUGCAGCAGCCCGCUCACAAAACAAUCAGGAGACACGACUCUCCGUGUGCCGGUCAUCGCGUUUCACGGGAAGCUCGCGUGCAGACUCUGGUCUUCAGUGAUCCAUUGGCGCGAGCUCCGCGACCUGGAGCCCAUCGGCUCCGGCGGGUUUGGUUUGGUGUCCAAAGCUACGUACUUGGGCGAGACGGUGGCGAUGAAGCGCGUCAGGUGCGCCAAGAACAAGCUGGCGUCGCGGCAGAGCUUCUGGGCAGAGCUGAACGCGGCGCACCUGCGCCACGAGAACCUGGUGCGGGUGAUCGCAGCCAGCACGCAGUCCAACGCCGACGACGGCGUGAUCGGCACCAUCAUCAUGGAGUACGCGGGCGACCUGAACCUGCAGCAGCUGAUCUACAGCGCCGCCGAGCCGCUGCGCCGCGAGUCCUGCGUGCGCCACGCGACUGACGUAGCGCGCGCCCUCCGCCACCUGCACGCCCACGGCGUCGUGCAUCUGGACCUCAAACCCGCCAACGUGCUCGUGUCUCACGCGGGUGUGUGCAAGCUGGCGGAUUUCGGGUGCUCCUUAAAGCUGGAGAUCGCGCGCGACCGCGACGCGACGCCACGCCGGAUGGAGAUCGGCGGCACGUACACGCACCGAGCGCCCGAACUCCUCCGUGGAGAGGAGGUGACCCGCGCGGACGUCUACUCGUUCGGCGUCACACUGUGGCAGCUGUUCACACGUGAGCCGCCCUAUGAAGGAGAGCGACAGCACGUUCUGUACGCCGUGGUCGCUUUCAACCUGCGCCCAGAUCUCAACAAGCCGGUGUUCAACCCGUCCGGCCCAAUUAAGGACCUCAUCAGUCGGUGCUGGAGCGCGGAACCGAACCAAAGACCGAGUGCAGAGCAGCUGCUUACAGAGCUCUCAGAGCUCCACCAUGAUCCUUAUCAACCUUCAAAACCUACUUCAUUAUCUAAAAACAAACAGUAGGUCUGAAAUAAACAGAACUGUUCCGUUCACACUCUGUUUAAUCAGGUUUUAUUUAAUCCGGUUUAUUUUCUACCUUGCUUUGCGAUGUUGUACGUAGUUUAAUACUGUGGACCAUUAUCAUUUUAAUGAUCUUAAAAUAUUAUUUGCAAUGUCUUUUUUUUUUUUUUCUGUAAAUAAGUAAGAUGUAUAAAUAAUGUGUGUAAAUGUUUUACAUUUGGAUUUGAUUAAAACUAUUUUUCUGUA
Messenger RNA from Silurus meridionalis, 1629 nucleotides. RefSeq names its product v-mos Moloney murine sarcoma viral oncogene homolog (gene mos). Gene Ontology annotation, biological process: protein phosphorylation. Gene Ontology annotation, molecular function: ATP binding; protein kinase activity. Lineage: Eukaryota; Metazoa; Chordata; Actinopteri; Siluriformes; Siluridae. The record is from RefSeq and is a predicted model, not a curated record.